Messenger RNA from Mycena citricolor, 1663 nucleotides. The record is from the annotation of a GenBank genome assembly. NCBI's taxonomy places the organism in Eukaryota, Fungi, Basidiomycota, Agaricomycetes, Agaricales, Mycenaceae.
GCGCUGAGCCCUCGAUCCCGUGCCGCCCCCUCGACGCAGAAACAGCAGUGCCAAGCGCAGACGCGCUUUUAAUAGGGCGUCCCAAGCCAAUCAUUCUUCCCGUGACGGGGCACCCGACCAGAUCUUUGUCUGGCACUCUGGGCUGCCGCCGGUAACCUGCCCACCCGCGCUCGCUGCUGUUCCCCUCGACGGCCCAGCCGCUGGUCAUGCGUGUGAUAGGCCAACAGCUGGAGUGGCUCGGCCGCAGGGGAAUAGCCUCGCACGGGCUCUGCUGACCUCGGGUCGUGGUGGUUUGUCACUUGGGCACCGCAGUUGUGCGAUAUGUACUUUCUUCGUUCAGCUUUUCUUGAGCUCGAGGGAAGGACAAUCGUCUCAGCGAGAAUGCUUCCUCGAGCAGACUCAAUUACAGUUUGAUCCCGCCCGAUCUCGACCUCCAACGCGAUCUCAAGCUGUGCUUGUCCGGCGCCAAACCAAGCGUACAUGGGUGGAUGUCCACCUUUCUCCACGUCAACCCACUCCGCUCUGGACCGCCGGCCCGCGUCUACCCGCACACAAUGCGAUGCUAAUUUUCUCUCGCCGCCGUAUAUAACGCCUGUUGAACAGUCCUUGCUCCCCAGUUCUCUGCCUCGACGACAAACAGCUAACGAUGCGCACUUCAUUCUUCCUGAUCGCUGUCCAGCUUUUGGCGGUUUCGGCUACUGUCGUGAAACGGGCAACUGUUAAUGACGUAGCGACCGUCGGCUACGCCACCCUCAAUGGAGGGACGACUGGCGGCUCGGGCGGCCCCACGACGACUGUGACCACGCUCGACGCCCUGACCACGGCCCUGACCGGCAGCGCGAAGAAGAUCGUCCUGAUCUCCGGGACCAUCACGGGGAACGUCGCACUCAGGGUCGGCUCCAACACGACCGUCAUCGGCAAGACGGGAUCAGCCUUGGUUGGCGUCGGUCUGCGAGUCUUCAGAGAGCAAAAUGUCAUCAUCCGCAACGUGAAGAUCUCGAAGGUGCUCGCCAAAGCGGGCGAUGCGAUCGGCGUGCAAGAGGCCCACCAGGUCUGGAUUGACCACGUUGAUCUCUCGUCAGAUUUGGACCACAGCAAGGACUUUUACGAUGGACUCUGCGAUCUGACACACGGGGUCACCGGGAUCACAGUCACCAACAGCUUCUUGCACGAGCACUUCAAGGCUUCACUCAUCGGCCAUUCGGACAACAACGGGGCUGAAGAUACAGCGAUCACCGUCACCAUGGGAAACAACUAUUGGCGCAACCUCAACUCGCGCACUCCGUCUCUGCGCUUUGGACAUGGUCACGUGUUCAACAACGUCUUCGACAGCAACAUUCUGACCAACAUCAACACCCGCGACGGUGCCCAAAUGCUCAUUCAAAACAAUGUCUUCAUCAACACGAGUCUUGCGAUUGAGAGCACCGAUGCUGGUUUCGCCGUCGCGACCGGAAACGACUUUGGUGGGGCUACCAACACCGCCCCCGUCGGAACCUUCACCAGCCCACCCUACUCCUUUACUUUGCUCGACACCGCGAGCGUCAAGGCCGCUGUCGUGGGGACUGCUGGACAGACGCUGUCCUUCUGAACGAGAUCUUGACAACCUGAAUGUACCAAUACAAUGUACUCCCACAAGAAUGCAUAUCACAACUUUUUCGUCGUG